Mus pahari (shrew mouse) is the source of this 1486-nucleotide messenger RNA. It is a transcript of the gene Nfkbil1, whose product is annotated as NFKB inhibitor like 1. Gene Ontology annotation, molecular function: protein binding. NCBI's taxonomy places the organism in Eukaryota, Metazoa, Chordata, Mammalia, Rodentia, Muridae. Gene Ontology annotation, biological process: canonical NF-kappaB signal transduction; negative regulation of toll-like receptor signaling pathway. The transcript has 4 exons. Gene Ontology annotation, cellular component: nucleus. The coding region runs from base 136 to 1278 and encodes 380 amino acids. The record is from RefSeq and is a predicted model, not a curated record.
CUUGCGCGUGUGCUUGCGCCAUUUCCUGCAUCCUGGCGCGCCUCCUCCCUCCCCACCUCCCUUCUCGGAGCGUCUUAAGCCCGGGCCUCCGGCCUCCGUCUCUGAGGGUCCUUGGGGGGGCGGGGAGCAGGUCUGAUGAGUAACCCCUCCCCCCAGGCCCCAGAGGAAGAAGCCUCUACGUCUGUCUGUCGGCCCCAGAGUUCCAUGGCCUCCGCUUCCCGCCGGCACCGCCGAGAGCGACGCUUCCGGCGGUACUUGUCUGCAGGGCGGCUGGUGCGAGCCCAGGCUCUCCUCCAGCGACAUCCCGGCCUUGAUGUGGACGCUGGGCAACCCCCGCCUCUCCACAGGGCCUGCGCCCGCCACGAUGCCCCUGCCCUGUGCCUGCUGCUGCGUCUCGGCGCUGACCCUGCCCACCAGGACCGCCAUGGCGACACGGCGCUGCACGCUGCUGCCCGCCAGGGCCCUGAUGCUUACACCGACUUCUUCCUGCCACUGCUGAGUCGCUGCCCGUCUGCCAUGGGGAUAAAGAAUAAGGAUGGGGAGACUCCUGGGCAGAUUCUGGGCUGGGGACCCCCCUGGGAUUCUGCUGAAGAGGAAGAAGAUGAGGAGGUUUCCAAGGAGCGGGAAUGGCAGCAGAAGCUACAAGGCGAGCUGGAGGAUGAGUGGCAGGAGGUCAUCGGGAGGUUUGAAGAUGAUACCUCCCGGGACACGCAGGAGCCUGAGUCCUUCUCAGCCUGGUCAGAGCGCCUGGCUCGGGAGCAUGCCCAGAAGCAGCGGCAGCAGCUGGAGGCAGAGGGAUCCUGCAGACCCCCAAGGGCUGAGGGCUCCAGUCACAGCUGGCGACAGCACGAGGAGGAACAGCGGCUUUUCCGAGAGCGAGCCCGAGCCAAGGAGAAGGAACUGUGUGAGAGCCGAGCCAGGAGGGCUCAAGAGGCUCAACGGGACAAAGGGCCAGAGCCUCCCAGGGCUGGGCCCAGGGCAGAACACCCACGAGGGGCAGGGAGGGGCAGCCUCUGGCGCUUUGGUGAUGUGCCCUGGCCCUGCCCUGGUGGAGGGGACCCAGAGGCCAUGGCUGCAGCCUUGGUGGCCAGGGGCCCCCCUCUGGAGGAACAGGGGGCUCUGAAGAGGUACUUGAGAGUCCAACAGGUCCGAUGGCAUCCUGACCGCUUCCUGCAGCGAUUCCGAAGCCAGAUUGAGACCUGGGAGCUGGGCCGAGUGAUGGGAGCCGUGACAGCCCUUUCUCAGGCCCUGAACCGCCAUGCAGAAGCCCUCAAGUGACCCUAGGGAAUAAGCUAGAACCUGUGGGGACGUAGCCUCAAGAAUAGACAGAAGGAAGCAAGGACAUGGAUGGGGAUGGACAAGAAGAGGCAGCUGCCGCACAAAGAGGAGAGGAUAUGGGGCGGCUAACGUAAUGGGUGCGGGGGAGGGGGAGGCUCUACUACUGCUCUGGACUGCCAUUUCCUAAUAAGACUUGGUUCCACACCUC